Messenger RNA from Gadus chalcogrammus (walleye pollock), 891 nucleotides. RefSeq names its product netrin 2 (gene ntn2). The transcript is spliced from 7 exons. NCBI's taxonomy places the organism in Eukaryota, Metazoa, Chordata, Actinopteri, Gadiformes, Gadidae. The record is from RefSeq and is a predicted model, not a curated record. Bases 1 to 891 code for a protein of 296 amino acids. Gene Ontology annotation, molecular function: protein binding.
AUGGUACAGCUGAUGGUUGUGGUGGUGCUGGUGGUGCUGGUGGUGCUGGAGAUGCUGGCCAUCAGACCGGAAUACUCCCACUGGAAGAAGACCCUCGUUCAGCAUGUAGCUUCAGCACAGCAGCCAUCCUCCGUGGACCAGGAGCUGCAGCAGAGGCUGACAGCCCCCGUGUUGUCCUCUCCAGAGCUCACCUGCGUAGCAGAGAUCAGAUCGUGUGACUGCCACCCGGUGGGCGCGGCCGGUAAGACAUGUAACCAGACAACGGGACAGUGCCCGUGUAAGGACGGCGUUACCGGGGUAACCUGCAACCGCUGCGCCAAGGGCUACCAGCAGAGUCGCUCGCCUGUCGCACCCUGCAUCAAAAUCCCAGUGGUCAACCCUACAGCCCUGAUCAGCAGCACUGAGGAGCCAGCAGACUGCGAGUCCUACUGUAAACCUGUGAAGGGAAACCUGAAGAUCAACAUGAAGAAAUACUGCAAGAAGGACUAUGCGGUGCAGGUGAACGUGCUGGACAUGGAGACGCUGGGCGACUGGGCCAAGUUCUCCGUCAUGGUGGUGUCGGUGUACAAGAGCCGCGGGGAGCCGCUGAAGCGCGGCGACAACGUGCUGUGGAUCCACAUGAAGGACCUGGCCUGCAAGUGUCCCAAGAUCCAGAUGAGCAAGCGCUUCCUGGUGAUGGGAGGGGGGUCCGAGGGAGUGGGGGGCGGGGGGCCCGCGGCGGGGGGAGGAGCCGUCGGCGGGGGUGCCGGGGGUGGAGCUGCGGGGGCGGAGCAGCGGGUGGGCCUGGUGGCGGAUAAGAACAGCCUGGUCAUCCAGUGGAGGGACGUAUGGACGCGGCGGCUCAGGAAGUUCCAGCGCAAGGAGAAGAAGGGCAAGUGUGGCAAAGCAUGA